CACGGCCUUGUUCCCUAAAACGCUCUAAAAACCUGAAAGUCCCAACCUUUUCAAACUAUUUCCUUUCUUCUCUCUCGCCAAAUGAAGCUGACGGACGGAACAGCCACCCUUUCCGCCGUCAAGCUCGACCUUUUUUAAAUGAAGAAACUAUAUUUUCUUUUUCUUUCAGCCGUUAGUUUCUAUACCAUUGUCUUCUUCCCGCUGUUAAUCCAUGCUUUGGGUUCUGGAUCAACGUUCGCCAUCGCCUACGCCACCGCCACCGUAUGCGCCAUCGUUGCCGCCGAGCCGGAUCAACGCAUUAUUUGCUACCGCGCCGGAGACCCUUCCUCCAUCGCCGUCUCCAUCCUCCCUAACGUCUCUUACUCCACCGUCGCCGGUGGCCAAACAAGCAUUUGUGCCCUCCGUUCCGGUGGUUACGCCCUCCUCUGCUGGGAAACAAACUCUCCAAAAUUUCCCGCCAAACGCCUGUACUAUAACAACACCGUUUUGCUACAAUCCCUCUCGAUCGGCAGCGGGAAGAUUUGCGCGACGACUAAUACGACGCCAUCUGUGUCCUGCUGGAGACCCCUCGGAAAUGACAUAAAUAGCACCAAUGAGCUACCUUCCGGUAAUUACACCAUGGGUAAAAUUGCGUCCGGGUUUGGGUUUUCAUGUGGGAUUGUUUUGAGUGAGAAUAAUAGGGUGACUUGUUGGGGACGUAACUCAGUAGGGAAAGACAUUGAAAAACAAUUUGGGAACUUAUCAGUUUCGAAUAUCGAAGCUGGGUUUUCCCAUGUUUGUGGAGUAAACUCAGUUGGAGAUUUAGUCUGUAAAGGAGAUAACUCAAAGGGUCAAUUAAACGUUCCUUCAAACAAAGGUUUAAACUUUGCUUCUGGGUUGGCUCUUGGGGAAGGUUUUAGUUGUGCAAUAAGGAGAUCGAAUGGCACAGUUGUUUGUUGGGGUUCCUUAAACGAGACUGCUGUUGAAGGAAUCGAGUUGGAAUCCAUUGUUUCAGGUUUAAAUUUUACGUGUGGAUUAACCACUAGGAAUUUUUCAAUCGUUUGUUGGGGUCCAGGGUGGCCUGAGAACAAUGCUUCUGCAAAUGAGUUACCUUUGGGAGCUGUGAUUUUACCAGGGCCUUGCGUUCAAUCUUCUUGUAACGAGUGUGGAUUAUAUCCUCAAUCAAGUAGGCUUUGUUUUGGCACUGGUAACAUUUGUAAACCUUCACCUUGUUUCAAUUUUUCCUCUCCAUUGCCGCCAUUACCGCCGCCGGCUCCACCUCCGGAUGUUUUGAAACAGUCCUCUCCCUUCAGGGGAAGAUUAUUAGCUUUUGUAAUAGUUGGAUCAGUAGGAGUUUUUAUGGGGAUUUGUGGUAUUAUUUACUGUCUAUGGACUGGGAUUUGUUGUGGGAGAAAGAAAGUUCAUAACUCAGUCCAGCCAACAAUCACUAGAAUUGGUUCCAAUGGUGGUCCAGGAUCAAACAACAGUCCUUCGUCGAGGUCAUUUUCGAUCCGACGCCAUAGCUCAGGAGCAAUGAAGCGACAGAGAAGUGGGACAUCAUCCAAACAUGCCGAUAGAGCAGAGGAAUUCAGCUUGGCCGAGCUUGUUGCUGCAACCAACGAUUUCUCACCAGAGAACAAGAUCGGUGCCGGGAGCUUUGGGAUUGUUUGCAAAGGGAAGUUGUGGGAUGGCCGUGAGGUGGCCAUUAAAAGAGGCGAAAUAGGUCAAAAAACCAAGAAAUUCCAAGAGAAAGAGACGGCUUUCGAAUCAGAAUUGGCAUUUUUGUCCCGGCUUCAUCAUAAGCAUUUGGUCAGGCUUGUUGGGUAUUGUGAAGAAAAGGAUGAAAGGCUUCUGGUUUAUGAAUACAUGAAGAAUGGUGCAGUUUACGAUCAUUUGCACGAUACGAACAACGUCGAGAAAAGCAGUAGUUUGAUUAAUUCAUGGAAAAUGAGGAUCAGAGUUGCAUUGGAUGCGGCCCGGGGAAUCGAAUAUCUUCACAAUUAUGCAGUUCCACCCAUUAUCCAUAGGGACAUAAAGUCUUCCAACAUAUUACUCGAUACGAAUUGGACAGCAAGAGUUUCGGAUUUUGGACUUUCCUUGAUGGAUCCAGAAUCCAACCAAGAUUACAGGCCGAUGAGGGCAGCCGGAACGGUCGGUUAUAUCGACCCCGAGUACUAUGGCUUAAAUGUAUUAACAACAAAGAGCGAUGUCUAUGGACUCGGAGUUGUAAUGCUAGAACUUCUUACAGGGAAAAGAGCUAUAUUCAAGAAUGAUGAAAGUGGUGGUAUCCCAAUAACCCUGGUGGAUUUUGCAGUGCCUGCAAUAAUUGCAGGUGAAAUGGUUAAGGUAUUGGACCCAAGGGUUGGACCACCAGAGCUUAAUGAAGCUGAAGCAGUGGAGCUUAUGGCAUACACAGCAAUGCAUUGUGUGAAUUCAGAAAGCAAAGAAAGGCCAAUAAUUGGCGACAUUGUUUCUAAUUUGGAGAGGGCAUUGAAUGUAUGUGAUGGCAGCCAUGGAAGCAUCUCUAGUGGUGCAUAUUCAUUUGUUUCAGACUGAAAUCCCCCCCCCCCAAAAAAAAUUAUUUUUUCUAUCAAUAAUUUA
Molecule: messenger RNA, 2580 nt
Organism: Hibiscus syriacus
Lineage: Eukaryota; Viridiplantae; Streptophyta; Magnoliopsida; Malvales; Malvaceae
Product: putative serine/threonine-protein kinase-like protein CCR3
Exons: 1
Coding region: 139-2535 (798 amino acids)
Biological process (GO): protein phosphorylation
Molecular function (GO): ATP binding; protein serine/threonine kinase activity
Source: RefSeq, a predicted model, not a curated record